AUGGCCGACACGCCGUACAAUCCGACCUUCAAGAGGCCGACGAGCGCCCGACCACAGUACAUGCGCUCGCCGUCACCUCCGCGAGCAUUCGUUGAGCCGCUUUCACCGCCCAAACCCACGCCAAUGGAACCGAAUUUCAACUAUCCUCCAAUCCACAACCCGCUCCGAUACCCAGCUUCAGCUGAACAACCCUUCGCAGCAACCCCGAGGUCCAGAGCGUACAGCACAAACCAGCAGAACGGACACCAUCGCACACCCUCGUCCAUAGACACUCUCGCUGAAGCGGCGCUUGGGUCGAGUCCGUACCAUGGGCAUUCGAGGCAUAGCUCGGCUAUAUACGAGACGAACGGCUACAGCCAUGCACACCCCUCACAGCAUCCUUAUGGUACAAGCGAGCCUCCGCACAAGAGGACACGGUCUGAGCUUCUUCCGUCACCGCAUGUUGGAUACCAAGCAUCACGUCCUGCGACAAGCUACCAGUCGCAUCCCUGGUCUCACUCCGCUCACCAUGGCCAAGGAUACAACAGCAGGGUCGAAGAAGCAGCGUUGCUGCUCAACUUUCAAUCUGGAGGUUGGCCAGGGCAGAGCUCACCCAGUGCGCCGAAGACGUUCACGCCAGCAGCCCCACGGCCACACGCCAACAGCUUUCCUCAAGGAGUCUUGCGACCGCGACCAGCGGAGGCAGUACGGAAUCCACAGCCCGGACUGCUCCCUUCGUUCCAUCCUCACACUGCGCAUCAACAGCCCCCAAUCUUUGAGACUCCCGAAGACACACUAACAGUACCGGCGUCUCCACGCCACACUUCUUCCAAUGGCCACGUUGGCAACGAUGUCGACAUGCAAGAUGCGCCGUGCAGCGAUCCGGUCCGCCACGUGGCUGAACAACCUCUAGGUCGCCCUGCAGACGAUCAAAUGUCUCAUGGAGAGAGCACAGACGUGACUGUGAGCGAAGCAUCCGAUGCACCAAAGCCACGCCGAGGCUGGCCGAAAGGUAAGCCAAGAGGAUCGGGCGCAAGGAAGACCAUCGCAGAAAAGGCGGCCACAAAGCGGGCGGCGUCGCGGAAGAAGACGCCAGAUUCCAAGGCCAGCCGCGGCAAGUCGGAUGGCAUUCGAGACGCAUCUGCCACUGCUUCCGAGCCCCGGCGAAAGAGCUUGAAUGAUGCUUUCGUGUUUGGCGAGCAGGAUUCUAACGAGGAGAGCCGCUCUGAUGCGCACCGGCCACGAUCUGUUCCUCCUAAGACACCCAUGAUCAUCCGCGAGGCUGCUGCACCGAAAGCCAGUCGGCGCAAGCUCGAGGUCCGUCCCGAUACUGUCUGCGCCGGCUGCCAGACAUCCCGAGAGACUGCGACCUCUCGUGGAGAGUUCGACGAAUGGAUAUCAUGCAAUGGGUGCAAGAAAUGGUUUCACAUUGAUUGUGCUGGAUUCAAGAAAGCCCACGAUAUCCGAGAUGUCGACAAGUACUUUUGCACUGCAUGCGAGCCAGAGCACGGCAAGACGACGUAUGUGCGCAAGAGUACCCGCGCGCAUGCCUCAGUUGAUUAUGCAGAGCUGCAGCGCGGCGUGCUCAAGACUGGCGAGGAGGAGCGCAAGCAUCACUACAUCCAGCCGAUCAAGGAUGGGACAUUCCAAUUCGACCGCGAGGCAUUCCCGCGCAUGCGCCCAGAGAUGGUCACACGGGAGUUCUUCGAGCGCAGCGGGACUUUCACCGAACCAAUCUGUGUGCCGGCUGCGUGGAAUCCGAGGCCCUGGGCAGAGCGCGAGCAUGCUCAAAGUCAUCCUCAUGGCACGAACGGGGAAGGAUGUAAUGUCGGCGCUCUGGCAGACGCACUGAUAGAUGAACUCGAGUACGAGACUGUCCCUGACCACGGGCAAGACAGGCUUGAGAUGGUGAUGCCGGAAGGGUUGAGCGUGAGAUCAGUCUGCAACCUCAUUGGCGGCGACUGGCCGAUUGAUGUGAUCGACGUCAAGACACAGAACUCCGGAGCGAAGUGGAACAUGGCGAAAUGGGCCGACUACUACGAGGAGAUCCCAGACGAGAGCAAAGCGAUCCGGAACGUCAUCAGCCUCGAAGUUUCCCAAACGAAACUCGGCCGGCUGCUGCAGCGACCAAAGGUCGUUCGAGAUCUCGAUCUGCAGGACGAUGUCUGGCCGCAGGAGGAGAUCGACAAAGGCAAGUUCCCGAAGGUGCAAUUCUACUGCCUGAUGUCGGUAGCGGACAGUUACACCGACUUUCACAUCGACUUUGGCGGAAGUAGCGUGUACUACCACAUCCUCAAGGGCAAGAAGACGUUCUUCUUCAUUCCGCCCAAAGCGAAGCACCUCAAAGCGUACGAGGAGUGGAACGACAGCCCGCAGCAGAACUUCACCUUCCUUCCCAACAUCACGAAGGAAUGCUACCGAGUCGAUCUGCACGAAGGCGAUACAAUGCUCAUCCCCUCCGGCUGGAUUCACGCCGUCUGGACGCCCGAAGAUAGCUUGGUGAUUGGAGGCAACUUCCUGAACCGUUUGUCCUACAAGAACCAGUUCAAGGUGGUGGAUAUCGAAAAGGCCAACGAGACUCCGAUGAAGUUCCGCUACCCGAGCUUCCAGAAGGUCAUGUGGUACACUGCGAUCAAGUACCUGCAGGACGAUCCACUGCCGGAGGAGGUCAGCCAGUUGUUCUAUGAUGGGAGGAGGUUCGAGAGGGAGGUUCCAGUAUGGGCGGACUUUGAUGGUGAGAUCGCAAGGAACAAUCCUCAGCCGGGAUGGCAGAACGCACGCUAUUACAGCCAGGCGGAGAUUGAAGGCCUGCCAGAGCUGGUGAACUACAUCUUUCGGACGGUAAUGUUGGUGAUGGGUCGCAUCGAAGGCGUUUCUGCGGACAGAGUCAAGCGGGUCAAUGCGUCGAUCCCAAAAGGGUUCGGGGACCCACUUAAAUUAGCGCAAAAGUUCGCGUUCUGGAGCACCUGGAAGCGCGGCAACGAAGAUCCUCCAACGUGGGCGCACCCGGACGCUGUUUUACCCAGCAGCAAGGAAGGACCGCCGAAGAAGUUGUCAGAGCGAAAACUGAAGGAAUUGGAGCGCAAAGAGGCCAUUGCCGCAUGGCGCAUCGCCCCUGAUCGCCAGAGUGUGCGAGUCAUGGCGAAAAACGCGAACGCUGCUGCUGCAGCUGCCACCGACGCCACCUCGAUGGAUGGAACUUCAUCACCAGCGCCGGCGCACUUGCAAAACCAUCACAUGGCAUCGCAAUUCCAUCAAAACCAGGCGUAUCCAGAUGCCCGCGCCACUCCGGCGCAUGCGCCGAUGACUUUCAUGAUGCAGGGCCCGCCGGGCGCGCAUCUCAGCACGCCGAAGACGUCUGUCCUGGGACCGAAACGUGUCGCGUGCGAUGUCUGUCGCAGACGUCGCAUCAAAUGCAAGCACAAAGACAUUGUCCAGCAACUGACUCCCGACGGCGUGCCUUCUGUCAAUGGCAUUGACCCUGCUUUGGCGCCGGAACUGCACGAUAACAUCACGGUCUCGCCAUCAAAGUUUGGAGAGAAUGGACAUAUGGGUUAUCAAAUGGGCGCGAAUUCUGGGCCCUAUGCAGGUGGUUUACCGAAUGGGGAUGGGUUCUCCGCCGGCGGUGCUGGGCGAGACGGUCCGAUGCCCGGGACGAGCGCAUAUGUAACGGCGAAUAUUCCGAUGGCGAUGAAUGGGGUGCAGAUGUUUGGGGAGGUGGGGAAGAAGGGGAGGAGUAAGGCGUGUUAUGAGUGUCGCAAGUCCAAGCGACGAUGCAUUCAUGACGAGAGCGGUAAUGUCGACCCGGCGAAAGCUGCUGAGCCUCCAAUACCUAGAGCCGGAAUACCAUCGAAGAAACGCGCCGCUCUGGAAGAUCGCCAACGCAGUCCGUUGCUCAAGAAGACUUCUUCCGAAGGAAGCCCUUCCUACACACCGAUCUCAACGCCGCAUCAGCAUCACAUGGUCGGCCACGGUGUGCUCAAACCCAGCUUUCUGAUGAGCAGGAGAGAUUGCGACAAAGCAGACGGCCGUGCCAGUUCGGAGCGCGAUGCGUCGGCGCCGCCACCGCGUUCACGGUCCCCACAGUCGCAAAGCGAACAGCCGCAGCUCCAACCCCAAACUCAGCCGACACCGAACAUUGACCCCAGCCUGUACGAAAUGUACUCUACCCGCGAGCGCGAGGAAAGCUACGGCGAGCCACGAAACAGCUAUUCUUAUCCCAACGCCGACCAAGGCCAGCCGUACCCACAAGGACAGUCGGGAUACCAGAUGCCGUCGCUGGAGCAGAUCGCCAAUGAAGUCCUGGUAGACAUGAAUGGGAAUGAACAACCCGAGCAUGCGCCUAGUGGUCUUUUACCGGACGGCUUCGACCAGAUCCACGCAUUCAACCAGUCAAAUGCUGCGUCGAUGCUGAACGGACUUCCUCACGCUGAGCCAGAACCCAAACCGGACGGGAGUGUCGAUAGUGCCGUUUCUCUUCCGGCCAACGAGGCUUCGCAGAACAGCACAGGCAGUGCAAGUCUUGCGAAUGGCGAGGCUGCGCAACUGGAGCAAGGUACGGUAGAAGGCCUACCAAAUGGCGACGUCAAGCCGAACAUGCCUCCUCAGCCUUCGAUAGAAACAGAGCAGGAGACAGUACCUCACCAACCGCCAUCGCCAGCACUUGCCCGCGCUACUUCUCCGAUCGAUGCAAAGCCCAACAUCAACACCCUUCCUCUCUACCAACCACCCGCGCCUCCCGCUAAAUCACCCGAGGUUGCGAAGAAGCAGCCGAAUGGCGUUCAGCACGGUGGUGUGAGCAUGUCGCCACCAACCGAGACACCUGGGAAGCGGAAACGAGAUGAUGCGUCGGUGACGCCUAGCGUGAAAGGUGCGAAGAAGGCGAAGGUUGGGGAGGUGGUGGAGGGAGAUGAUGGGAGUGCGGAGUUGGUGCGCAUGUUGCAGCAGGAGGAUAGGGGGUUGAGGAGGAGGAGCAAGUGA
Messenger RNA from Saxophila tyrrhenica, 4959 nucleotides. It is a transcript of the gene JHD1, whose product is annotated as JmjC domain-containing histone demethylation protein 1. Gene Ontology annotation, biological process: regulation of transcription by RNA polymerase II; protein demethylation. The record is from RefSeq and is a predicted model, not a curated record. The coding region runs from base 1 to 4959 and encodes 1652 amino acids. Gene Ontology annotation, molecular function: histone demethylase activity; transcription coregulator activity; DNA-binding transcription factor activity, RNA polymerase II-specific. NCBI's taxonomy places the organism in Eukaryota, Fungi, Ascomycota, Dothideomycetes, Mycosphaerellales, Extremaceae. The transcript is spliced from 2 exons.